This is a messenger RNA of Pleuronectes platessa (European plaice), 984 nucleotides long. RefSeq names its product family with sequence similarity 136 member A (gene timcc). Gene Ontology annotation, cellular component: cytoplasm. Bases 181 to 597 code for a protein of 138 amino acids. The record is from RefSeq and is a predicted model, not a curated record. The transcript has 3 exons. Lineage: Eukaryota; Metazoa; Chordata; Actinopteri; Pleuronectiformes; Pleuronectidae.
UGCGGAAGUAAAGCGGAAAUGACGCAAUCAUCUCUCAUCUUGAAGCAUGCUUGAAUGGAGGUGACCUUAGUUAUUGUCAGACAGUAACGUGGAGUGUUGACGGCUUCCGGCGGGUAGAUCUCGGUAGUUUGGUGUAGAUGCUGCAAGAGUUGACGUUUCCCUGAAGCAGGACGAGCAAACAUGGCGGAGGGGCAUCAGACACGCGUGCAGAAUGUGGUGGAGGAGAUGGUGCAAAGCCUGGAGAGAGACAACAUCCGGAAAAUGCAGGGUCGCAUGUUCCUGUGCAGCGCAGACUGCUGUGACCGCCCCACCGACUCCAUGUCCCAGGUGCAUCAGUGCAUCGACAAGUGUCACACGCCGCUGGCCAGAGCUCAGGGUCUGGUCACCUCAGAGCUGGAGAAGUUCCAGGAUCGACUGACCAGAUGCACGAUGCACUGUAACGAUAAGGCCAAGGAUCUGUUCGACUCCGGCGCCAAGGACACGGCGGUUCGAUCUCUGAUGGACCGCUGCGUGGGCAGUUGUGUGGACGACCAUCUUAGCCUGAUCCCCAGCAUGACCCGAAGAAUCAAAGAGAAUCUGGACUCUUUAGAGCAGUGAUGAGGGGGAAGGACGGCGGAGGUCACAUCCUGGAGACACACACACACACACUGUCGUCUCAGCCAGUUCGAGUUGUCUGAGUUUCAGUCAUGUUUAGAACAGAGGUUUAUAAUUGUGCUCUAUGGGGCAUAACAACAGAAGCCCGUCUGGAGACUUGGCGCUGAAAAGAGAGAAAUAAAUCCUGUGAUAAUUGUGUGUGAUAUCAAGAAUUUAGCUCGGAAAUGCUUGAAGUGUGUUCUUUUAAGAAUUGUUUAACAGCCAUAUUUAACCUCUGAAGUUACGACCAUGAGCCUCCUCCUACUGUUUGAUUUUGUUUUAUUGUGACAUGUUCUGUGAUUGUCUGAUCUCCUCUGGUGAGAUGUGUUCAUUAAAAGUUCUGUAGAUGUC